Trichoderma aggressivum f. europaeum is the source of this 4554-nucleotide messenger RNA. RefSeq lists its product as uncharacterized. The transcript has 3 exons. Bases 1 to 4554 code for a protein of 1517 amino acids. The record is from RefSeq and is a predicted model, not a curated record. Gene Ontology annotation, biological process: intra-Golgi vesicle-mediated transport; early endosome to Golgi transport. Lineage: Eukaryota; Fungi; Ascomycota; Sordariomycetes; Hypocreales; Hypocreaceae. Gene Ontology annotation, cellular component: TRAPPII protein complex.
AUGGAACAGCAGACGUCGACGUCAACGGUAACAGUCGAGUAUUUCGAUCCCCACGAUGUUUACAAGCUCCUGGCCCCAGGGCUAGUCCCCCGACUUCCUCUGCACAACCUCAACUGGCAGUCUCACUCCGGGCCGCUGCGGUCAAUCGACACGCUCCAUGUUGAGCUGAUUCGGGGGAGUCUCGAAAUCCCCGAGCUGACCUUGUCACCGACAUCGCGGCGUUCGGGCAGUGUCUCGCGGGCGGGCGACGGUUUGCGAUCACGCAGCGUGAGCGUCUCUACGGACUCGGGAAAAGCUCCGCCGUCGCUUCGUUCGAAAGCUAGUGGGAAUCUACGACGACACCAGAUCCCGGGACUUCGUCGAACCCCAUAUCUCAAGCUGCUGCUGGUACGAUGCGAUGACAACGAUUCAUACAAGAACUCGGUGCGAGCCGAGGUUCGCGAGUGGGUCAAGAACCAUACCUCUCCCGUGAGCACCUCAAAGAAGGGCACUGGCCAAGAGAACCACGAUGCGUUUGAAUGGCUCAUUGUUCACGUCGUCAUCCCCAACACUGCAGCUUCAACUCAGCCGCGAAGCAGCGGAAAGUCGGACUCGGCGGAGAAGAGCACGGCGUCGCGAUGGCGCCCAGGGACAACUCCUUUACUAGAGAAGCUUAGAUCAGACUUUAACGAAACGACCAAGGGAUCUCAGGACCAUGUCUCGCAGAUUAGGAUUGGUAUCAACGACGUACCGUACGAUCUUUUACCUAGGGUUGUGCCGGCAGUGCCAUCAGGUUACAAAGAGACAGAGACAGAUGCCGAAAACGCCUGGAAUGAUUUAAUAGCAAAAGUCAAGAGCCUGAUACUGGCCUCGUUUGACAUGCGAGUCACUCAGUAUGAAGAAGACAUUCGGGAAAAGGACGCGCAGCGAACCCUGCCUGGCUGGAACUUUUGCACCUUCUUUAUUCUCAAAGAGGGGUUGGCGAGGGGAUUUGAGAGCGUCGGUCUUGUAGAAGAUGCGUUAGUCGGGUAUGAUGAGCUCAGCGUCGGACUGGAUACGGUUCUACACGAGCAGCUUGAGACGGGCUCGCCGGAGAGACACGGUGGUGAAAUGCUGGCAUUUACCGCAGAGCUCAGAGACAUUGCUGAGAAAGCACUGGAUAUUGCCGCCGGCGAUAGCAGUGAUGAUGGCAGCGGCACCAACACGAAUGUAGCAGGGGAAAUUAGCGGCCCAAAUUUUGACGAGAUAGCCAUCAGCUCGACAACAAAGGCAUACCGGGACAUGAUCUUGGCGAACAAGGUGUCGGUAUUUGACUUUAGAUGCUACAUCUUCUCCCGCCAAAUUGCCCUGCUGCUGAGGCUAGGCAACGCACUCUCCUCCAAGGAAGAGCUCAUUGCCAUGCUCAAAAACCAGCAGGAGUCUAUCCUCUACGGCGAGGCUCCUAUGGCAUUGCCGCCGCCAAACAACAAAGACGAGCCGGAAAACCUCAUCACGUUUGCAGAGAUAUGUCAGCGGACGCUACAGUUUAUCCCUUCUGUUUCGCAGAUUUUGCGACGAGACGUCAUCCUGGGGUUAACAGCAAGCAAAACACCGAGCCGCAAGCCUCCCAAGCUGAGCCUUGUGGCAGAAGAAACUGUUGACAAUAUGGUGUCCUCAUUUGCUUUUUCUGUUGCCCAGCAAAUCCUUGCUCAAACCUCGACGAAGGCGCUACCGAUCCCGCCGUCUUCGCUGUCAUAUGGAGAUGGGCUUGAGCCAAAGUCUUCUAUCCCUGAACCCAAAACCAUGAUACACCCAGCUCGAAACUCAUCGCUGCUUCCGAGGUCUGGAGGAGGAAGCAUUCCGCCGCCUCCGCUCAGUCCAGGUUUCUUCCCUGGACCGGGUAGACAGUUCCCAGAUGGGCAGGGCACGAACGGCUUUCUCAAAAAUGGCUUGGAGGGCUUGGCGGCUCGCCGAGCCGAACUUUACAUGCUUUCCAGAAGCAUCCUCUCGAGCCUUGGUAAGAAGCGCAGCUGGAGCGACGGCUGGGACGAAGCCCCCUUGGUGAGGGGAAUUGGCAUGGAUGAAAUGGAAGACGUGGAUUUGAACGAUGAUAAUGACAAAGGCAAUGGGUCCGACACUCCUUCCUCACCAGAAGACGCAUACGCUCCGUUGAUGGCGGGUAUCGUUAAUCCCGUGCUACGGACUGCAAUCGACAACAAGGAGGACUUUUAUCGCCUAUUUGAAAUCCUUACGGACAAGGCCAUGCGCCAUUACACGGUAGCCAACCAUGAUCAUGCGGUGCACUCCAGCAUGGCGGAUUUGGCCGUCUUGAAAGUUCAUCUGAAGGACUACAAGGCUGCUUCAUCAUACUUUUCGCUCACCACGCCCUUUUUCGGAGAGAGCGGCUGGAGCCUACUCGAGCUAUCAAUGCUCAUCAUGUAUUGCCAGUGUUUGGAUGAGAUGAAUCCAAAGGGCGAGCAUGUUGGUGUUGCAUUAAAGCUGUUGACCAAGUACUGUGCUGCGGAAAAGGAGCGUCUGCAAAAGAAACCGGGGUUUAAUAGUUUCUCACAAGGCAAGACAUAUCCGGAUGCAUGGCCAGUGACUGGCAUAGUCGAAAAGCUUACACGGCUGGCCAAAUCAUUGUCCAAAGAAGUUAAGAUACCGAUGGAGAAUUUCUUCACAGAUGUGGAACUGGAUGGGUUUCCAGUAUACGAAGACAACCAAGACGGUUGUUCUCUGAAUAUAAGCAUCAGGAGCUUGCUGCCAGAAGAUAUUUCGUUUGAUGCCGCAAAAGUACGAAUCACAUCUGUCGGCGAGGGGCCAAGCAGAGAGCGGUUUUUUGAGGCAGCAACUGGUUCACCCAUCACCUUGGUGCCUGAUCGACUUGUCCUUUCAGCAGAAAAUCUUGUUUUGCACUUUGAGCGGGAUGUCAACGCUUCUACAUCCAGCACAACAGACAUAUUCAAGCACGCCGAUGUCAUGCUUUUCCAGCGCACUAGCACAUUCGAUGUUGUCAUGUCUGCUACGAAGCAGACGUCCUUGGACAAGAAUAACUCUCUUGACUUGGUAAUACACACGGGAUGGAAUUCUAUCAAGAAAUGCGAGGUCCGAGUGAAGCCAGCUACUGGAGGCCUGCGUUUCCUCACUACGGAAGCAGCAUUUGUGGGCUCUUCAAUGGAGUUUGCGAAGCCUCCCGAGGCUGGCGUGUUUCAUUUUGAUGCCAUCGCCGCAGACACGGUGGUGACGAUACGAUUCCCAUACUCUGUGGAGCAGGAUGUGGGGGAUAUCUUUGCAAAGAUUGAAGCUACUUAUGUUACGGAAGCGGACGAGACAUAUCAUCUGGCCACAUCUCUGGCAGUCCAUGUGGCUUUGGCACUCGGGGUGAAUGUGCAAGAUGUCUUCAAGCACCAAGCACUCUUUUCUCGGUUCAACGUGUCGACGGCAUCAUCCAGCCCGCUACGGCUCUACAAGAGCGAGCUCCUAAGCUCGGAUCUCUUUGAUUCCGUAUUUGGCGUGCCUCCGGCAAAUCCCGUCUUCAUAUUCCCUAAGCAGCCAGCGAGCUUGCUGUUUAAAGUGAAGAGGAUACCGGGGGUAAAGCCGAUGCCAAAGGGAGGCAGGACCUUGUAUCUGAAGCUUGACUACACUUUGCUGGAAGUUGAGAUGGAAGAACUGGUUAAGCGGUCUCUAAUAGAAGCCUUGGAGGUGACGCCCCUGAGGCAAUACUCCAAGUAUGUUGUGGCAAUGGUUUGGCACGAGUUAAAGGCCAAAUCACAGCCGCGAGAUCUUGAGCAAGCCACGCUGCUGGGAGAGAUGGCAAUCACUGAUUUGAAGGACGUCACAUGGGAGAGGCACUUUGCAGGGAUUGGAGGAGCCCCCGGAGUCGGGGAGAACGCGGCCGAGGGGCUGUCGGCGUUUGUGCGAACUUGGCAGAAAGCCAACAGCCGUCUCGCCAUACCAAGAGAGGGCGUAAUCGACCCGUCGUCGAUUCUCAUCCCGGUGGAAAUACCCGCGCUGCCAGUCCUCCACACGGCAGACAUCCGCCUGCAGAGCCUCAUCCCAAGUCCCGUGGUGGGCAGCGCAGGCGGGGGGCUCCCAACCGUCUGCACGAACCAGAUGCUCCCGGCGACGCUGCACCUCAAGUGGACGCGGAUCUGGGACACGGACUCUUCUGUCCGCAGCGAUCAGGAGUUUAGCUAUGAGGUGACGGCGCCCGCCGAUACGUGGCUCGUGGGCGGGCGUCGAAAGGGUCACUUUGUCAUCCCGGGGCCGUCGGCUUCGUCGCCGGCGCAGACCAUGACGUCGACGCCAGAGACGGAGGCUGAGAUUCCGCUCAUCCUGAUCCCCCUGCGGGAAGGCUGGCUGCCGUAUCCGCUGGUCGAGAUCAGAGAGGUCGUCAAUGCGGAGGGGGAUGGUGGUCAGGGCCAGGCCACGGCGCAGGGGUGCGAGGUUGACUUGAGGAAUCUGGGAGAGACGGUGCGCGUCGUGGGAGACAGGAGCGGCAUGACGGUGAGCCUUGAUGCGAGCGGCCCAGGGGGAGGCCCGUUGGUGUUUGAGAGCGAGCGGUUGGCCGGGUUCAAGGGCAGAAUCGUCGAGUGA